CAGCACCACCGGCAGCACCACCGCCCAUGGCGUCCGCAGCGACCGCGGUGACCGUGGCCUCGCCGCCCAUGCAGUCCGCAGUGCCCAGCAUGGCGCCCGCCCCGCCCGCACCGCCCUCGGGCGCGUCCUCGCUGUCGUUCACGCAGGGCUUCCUGGUGGGCCAGUUCUCAAUUGCGCUGCUCAUCUUCUGCUUCAUCAAGUUCUUCAUCUUCGGCGAGCCGCCGUCGGCCGACGACCGCGCCCUGCACCUCAGCUCGCUGCGUCGCGCCCGCACCCUCGCCCACCAGCAGUCGCGCCAGCACCUGCAGCAGCAGCAGCAGCGCACGCGCUCCAACUCGACCACCACGCCCGCCCUGCGCCGCCAGCCCUCGCGCUCCGUCAUCACCAAGGGCGCCGAGUCGCGCGGCGGGCCCAGCAUCGCGACCAUCCUCGCCAAGACGUACUACAACGUGCAGGGCCACCAGCCCGAGAGCCUCGACUGGUUCAACGUGCUCGUCGCGCAGACCAUUGCCCAGCUGCGCGCCGACGCCCGCCAGGACGACGCCGUGCUGGCCUCGCUGACCGACGUGCUCAAUGCCGGCAGCAAGCCCGCGUGGAUCGGGCCCAUCCGCGUCACCGAGAUUGCCCUGGGCGACGAGUUCCCCAUCUUCAGCAACUGCCGCGUCAUGCCCGCCGAGGACGGCUUCUGGUACGGCCCGUCCGCCGCCCGCGACUCCGACGGCCGCCUGCAGGCCCGCAUGGACGUCGACCUGGGCGACGUCAUCACCAUCGGCAUCGAGACGACGCUCAACCUCAACUGGCCCAAGCCGCUGACCGCCGUGCUGCCCGUCGCCCUGGCCGUGACCAUCGAGCGCUUCUCCGGCACCCUCGCCAUGUCCUUUGUGCCCUCGUCGUCGCCCGCCCCGCCCGCCGCCACCCCCAGCCCGCCCGCCCACGCCUCCGACCGCGACCGCGACCCGCCGCGCCCCUCGACCUCCUCGUCGAACCCGUCCGCCGCCAACCCCGCCCCGCACCGCCCCACCUCGCUCGCCUUCACCUUCCUCGACGACUACCGCCUCGACCUCUCGGUGCGCUCGCUGGUCGGCUCGCGCUCGCGCCUGCAGGACGUGCCCAAGAUCGCCCAGCUCAUCGAGGCCCGCGUGCACGCCUGGUUCGACGAGCGCGCCGUCGAGCCGCGCUUCCAGCAGAUCUCGCUGCCGUCGCUGUGGCCGCGGAAGCACAACACGCGCGGCGGCGCCACCGCGGACCCGGACGCCGACGCUGACCCCGAAGCCGACUGUGUCGAUGCGAGUGCCGUGCCGCUUGACGACCAUGUGGCCGUGCCCGCGGCCGGGCUGGGGCUGGACGUGCCGCAUGCGCCGCCCGCCGCGACGCUGGAGGAGCGCAUCGAGGCCGAGGGCGCCAAGCUGCGCGACGCUGAGAUCCGGGCGGGCGAGCGCAAGGCGCCGCGCAGAGGCGACGACGGCAUGCGGUGGAGGGGCGAGCCGGGCCGGGGCCGUGACGCCGACCGCCCGCAGGCACCGAAUCGGUUCAAGAGCGAGCACUACAGCGGCCAGAAGGGCAUGCCUGGUGCUAUGCUCGAGUAG
Boeremia exigua is the source of this 1586-nucleotide messenger RNA. RefSeq lists its product as uncharacterized. The transcript has 2 exons. Gene Ontology annotation, biological process: mitochondrion organization. Bases 27 to 1586 code for a protein of 519 amino acids. Gene Ontology annotation, cellular component: ERMES complex. The record is from RefSeq and is a predicted model, not a curated record. Gene Ontology annotation, molecular function: lipid binding. Lineage: Eukaryota; Fungi; Ascomycota; Dothideomycetes; Pleosporales; Didymellaceae.